AUGGCCCUCAAGAAAAUUACUCCUACCGUGACUAAGAAGUACCGCUCCAUAGUUGGCAAACCUGGCGAAAAGGGCACCUCCAAGAUCGAAAGCUGGUUUUCGAAGGGGCAACAACCGGGCACCGACAACGAGGACCAGCAAUACGACGUCGCCAAAGCUCUGGAAUCUCAUGUCGCCGCUAACGAACACGAUGAAGUGGAUCUGGGCAAUGUGCAGCAACAAGACGCUGCCCCAGUCUCCNACUAUGAUUCAUUCGGGGUGUACAAGGUGUCCUCGUAUCUUUCAGAGUUCCGCUUUAGUAGACUGGGGCGUUCGUCGCACAAUCGGAUGGCGAGAUUGUGA
This is a messenger RNA of Diutina rugosa, 342 nucleotides long. RefSeq lists its product as uncharacterized. The record is from RefSeq and is a predicted model, not a curated record. The transcript has a single exon. NCBI's taxonomy places the organism in Eukaryota, Fungi, Ascomycota, Pichiomycetes, Serinales, Debaryomycetaceae. The coding region runs from base 1 to 342 and encodes 113 amino acids.